CCGUCUAACGCGUCCCUCUUUACCCGCACAAAGACAACUCAUCGGCCAGACUACACUAUGGCUCGCGAUCGUAUGGGAAUUCCGCCUCUGCCUGCGCCAUCAAAUUCGGACGUUCUGUUAUAUACAUUCGACGAUGAGCUCAUGGAGACCUCAAUACGCAAUAUAGCCUUCCUUCGCCGAAAUCCUCCUUGUUGGGUCACCCCGAGGAAGGAGACCGGUUGCCUUCCAGGAGUAAUGCGCCGUUGGUUGCUCGAACAGGGACGCAUUGUUGAAGCAAGCGAAGGAGAACUCUCGAAGCGCGAUCUGGUUGAUGAAGAAGUCGUUCUGACAUUCAAUGGGGUCGAAGGUUGCCGCUGGGGUCGGAUUGUAUUGACAUCGACCUGA
Messenger RNA from Postia placenta MAD-698-R-SB12, 384 nucleotides. RefSeq lists its product as hypothetical. The record is from RefSeq and is a predicted model, not a curated record. Gene Ontology annotation, molecular function: catalytic activity. The annotation marks the transcript as partial. NCBI's taxonomy places the organism in Eukaryota, Fungi, Basidiomycota, Agaricomycetes, Polyporales, Adustoporiaceae. The transcript has a single exon.